Messenger RNA from Exserohilum turcica Et28A, 1527 nucleotides. RefSeq lists its product as uncharacterized. Lineage: Eukaryota; Fungi; Ascomycota; Dothideomycetes; Pleosporales; Pleosporaceae. The transcript has 5 exons. The record is from RefSeq and is a predicted model, not a curated record. Bases 1 to 1527 code for a protein of 508 amino acids. Gene Ontology annotation, molecular function: iron ion binding; oxidoreductase activity, acting on paired donors, with incorporation or reduction of molecular oxygen; heme binding.
AUGGACGCUUCACGAAAUCUCCUCCACCUUUCUGCUAUCUUGCAAAAUAAGAAUGUACCUGUUUUCAUUGGUUUCGUUCCUGCGGUAGAUCUUCUAAAAUUCGUUAUUACCUGUUUUUAUAAUAUAUAUUUCCAUCCUUUGCGCAGAUUUCCUGGCCCAAAGCUUGCAGCAGCGACUGGAUUGGUAUUCUUAUACAAGCUCAUACGUGGUGAAGAGGUUACAUGGGAAACAGAAACACACAGGAAAUAUGGCGAAGUCGUGCGGAUUGGACCUGAUCGACUAAGCUAUGUAACACCUCAAGCUUGGAAAGAUAUUGCUGGCCCUGGGAUGGGAAAGUGCCUUGAUAACUCAAAGGACAAAUCCACGUUCGGACCUGACUUAUACGGUAUGAGAACUCUUAGCUCCCAGUUUGAUACACUAGAGCAUAGGUCGCAACGACGAGUCUUUGCACCAGCGUUUAGCGAUAGGGCUUUGAAGAUGCAAGAGCCUUUGAUUCUUGAUUAUCUCAAUCCACUAUUAAGAAUUAUUAAGAACUAUGCGGCGAGUAACCCGAUUGUCCGGUUUGAUAUGGUCAGGUUGCUGAACUGCAUGACGUUUAAUGUGAUGGCAGAUCUGACUUUUGGAGAGCCUCUUGGUCUUCUCGAUCAACCAAAGUUAACAUCAUGGGUUCAAGCAGUCUUUGACAACGUCCAGGAAAUGUCGAUUGCACGCGUCGCGCGUGAGUAUCCACUUCUAGCUCGAUUGAUCAAAGUAUUUAACUCGAAAACCAUCAUCGAGGGAGCCCGUCUCCACUACGAACAGUCCUACACACUUGUGGAAAGGCGGCUGGAGCGAGGCAUCAACAUUGGGAAACCUGACAUAUGGAGGCUUGCUAUGGAGAAAUCCGACGGCUUAUCGAGGUUACAAAAGAGGCAGAUGACGACCCACGCACAAGCUUUCAUGAUGGCUGGAACCGAGACUACUGCGACUCUGCCGAGUGGUCUGAUAUUUCUCUUGCUAAAGCAUGCACACUACAUGCAAAGGCUUCAAAAAGAGGUGCUUGUGCUCAAGAAGGAGGAAUUGAGCCCUGAUAAAUUGGCGCAUCUACCUUCCGUAAAUGCAUGUAUCCAAGAGGCUCUCAGAUGCUACCCGCCCGCACCAAUUACAUUCUUCCGUACCACGCCUAAGGGGUGUAAUAUGGUUUGUGGAGAAUGGAUACUAGAAAGCACCCGCAUUGCCAUACACCAUUUCGCUGCUUAUCACUAUCCUUCGAACUUCAAGAAUUCAGAGUGUUUUAUUCCAGAGCGUUGGUUACCUGGAUCGGGCUAUGAUAGUGACCGCAAAGAUGUAUUGAACCCAUUUUCUGUUGGGCCACGCAAUUGUAUUGGCCAGAACUUGGCUGACCAUGAGAUGCGGAUUAUUCUUGCGCAUCUUAUAUGGCACUUUGAUUUCGAGCUCUGUUCAGAGAGAAUAGCCUGGCUAAAUCAGGAACAUCGAUUCUUGUGGGUUCAAUCUCCACUUAUCCUCAAGGCCAAAUACGUUAGAUAA